AGCUCCGGGCACGGUUCGCGGGAGCAACUUGGCGGCUCGUCCCCGUGGUGCCUGAGCCCGGGCCAGCGCGGCCAUGGCGGGCGGGCGGCCCCGCCACCCCUAGAGCCGCCCGAGCCACCGGAGCCACCGGGAUGAGCGCUCUCGCCUUCGACGACACGGCCCUGGAGGGGCUGGCACCGUCCCUCGGCCUCUCCGGGGCCAACGACAUCGACACGGCCUUGCUCAGCGACAUCGACGACAUGCUGCAGCUGAUCAACACGCCGGACAAUGACUUCUCGGGCUUGUUCGACUCACCGUUCAACGCCCCGGACAGCGCCGUGCCCCCGGGGCUUCCCUCCACGCCGGGCACCCUCAACACCUUCCUGGGUCCCAGCAAGCCGCCCCCCGCCGCCCCCACCGGCAGCGCCUUCGCGGGGCCCCCCGGGAUGGCCACCUUCACCCCGCCGCCCCCGGCCCCGCUCCUGCCAGCACCGUCCCUGGGUGUCAAGGAGGAGCAAUCCGUGGUGCCCAUCAGCCAGCCCCAGCCUGGCGUCAUGCUGGCCCCCAGCUUUGUCCCUGCGUCCCCCAGCCCGUUCGCUCCCCAGCCCUUGGUGGGCUACCAGAACCAGCACAGCUUCUCUGCUGUGCAGCCUGGGAGUGCGGGGCAGAGCCUGCCAAGCCCUCUGCCCACCCCACCACCCAGCCAGCCCGUGACACUGCCUGGCCCCGUGCAGAAUGUGGCACCCCAGCAGCUCCUGGCGCCCGCCGCCCCCACCACCCAGUCUGUGUCGCCGCAGAUCCAGUCAGUGCCGGUUCUCCUGCAGCCCCAUUUCAUCAAGGCUGACUCCCUGCUGCUGACGGCCGUCAAGACGGACGCCAGCAGCGCCAAGACUUCCACCAUCGCCUCCCUGGCCACCAGUGCCAGCGGCUCUGCCACCCCGCUCCAGGUGCCGGCGCUGGUGAGCGGAGGGACCAUCCUGGCCACGGUGCCGCUGGUGGUGGACGCGGAGAAGCUGCCCAUCAACCGGCUGGCGCCCAGCGGGAAGCCGGCGCUGGUGCAGAGCCGGGGCGAGAAGCGCACGGCCCACAACGCCAUCGAGAAGCGCUACCGCUCCUCCAUCAACGACAAGAUCGUGGAGCUCAAGGACCUGGUGGUGGGCACCGAGGCCAAGCUCAACAAGUCUGCGAUCCUGAGGAAGGCCAUCGAGUACAUCCGCUUCCUGCAGCAGAGCAACCAGAAGCUGAAGCAGGAGAACCUCGCCCUGAAGAUGGCCAUGCAGAAGAACCAGCCUGUGAAGGAGCUGGGCACCCACUGCAGCCGGAGCACCAAGGCAGAGGCCCCCAUGGAGGUGGUGAAGGCGGAGGUGAUGGAGAUGCUGACACCGCCGCCCUCAGACGUGGGCUCGCCGUCCCACAGCAGCCCGCUCUCGCUCAGCGGUGGCAGCAGCAACAGCAGCAGUGACUCGGAGCCCGACAGCCCCCUCUGUGCCCAUGGCAAGGUGAAGCAGGAGAACCCGCCGCCCUCGCCCAGCAGCCAGGGAAUGCUGGACCGCUCCCGCAUGGCCCUCUGCACCUUUGUCUUCCUCUGCCUCUCCUUCAACCCCCUGGCCUCCCUCCUCCGGGGUUCUGGCUCCCCAGCCCCCUUGGGGAGCCAGGACACCGCUGGUCCCAGCAGGAGCAUCAUGGCUGAGUCUGGCACUUUGGAGGACCCGUGGGGGUGGACGCAGUGGCUGUGGCCCACACUGGCCUUCUGGGCACUGAACGUGGCGCUGGUGCUGGGUGCGGUGGUGCGGCUCUUCGUCUGCGGGGAGCCCGUCACUCGCCCCCACUCCGAGCCCUCCAUCCUCUUCUGGCGGCACCGCCGGCAGGCCGACCUCGACCUCGACCGGGGAGACUUCGCGCAGGGGGCCCAGCACCUGCGGACGGCGCUCGGGGCGCUGGGGCGGCCGCUGCCGGCGUCGCACGGGGACCUGGCCUGCAGCCUGCUCUGGACGCUGCUGCGCCACCUGCUCCAGCGCCUCUGGGUGGGCCGCUGGCUGGCUGCUCGCGCCGGGGGGCUGCGCCCGGACCCCCCGCCCCCUGCCCACGUCCGCCAGAGCGCCCGCGACGCUGCCAUGGCUUAUCACCGCCUGCACCAGCUCCACCUCGCCGGGAAGCAGGCUGGGGGACAUCUGCUAGCCAUCAACCUGGCACUGAGCGCUGUCAACCUGGCUGAGUGCGCCGGUGACGCCAUCUCCGUGGCAGCGCUGGCCGAGAUCUAUGUGGCGGCUGCCCUGCGGAUCAAGGCCAGCCUGCACCGCUGCUUCCACUUCCUGGCGCGCCCCUUCCUCUGCAGCGCUCGGCGCGUGGCCCUGUCCCACGGUGGGGCCGUGCCCCCCGCCAUGCAGUGGCUCUGCCACCCCUUGGGCCAUCGCUUCUUUGUUGACGGGGACUGGGCGGUCAAGGGUGUCCCCAGGGAAACCAUCUACAGCUCCGCCGGCAACCCAGUGGACCCGCUGGCACAGGUGACCCAGCUCUUCCGUGAGCACCUCCUGGAGAAGGCGCUGUGCUGCGUGGCCAUGCCUGAGCCCGGCCGUCCCACUGCCCAGGGAGAGGGCCGGUUCUCCGACGCCCUCGAGUACCUCCAGCUGCUCAACGGCUGCUCGGAUGUCAGUGGCACACCUGGCCCCACACCCUCCAUCACCUCCGGCUUGGCGGCUGUCACAGGCACUGACCCCGUGUCCAAGUGGUGGGCGUCCUUCAUUGGCAUCGUUAUCCACUGGCUGCAGGGAGAUGAGGAGGGGGCUGAGCGCCUCUACCCGCUGGUGGAGACCAUGCCCCGGGCACUGCAGAGCUCUGAGAAGCCCCUUCCCCGUGCUGCCCUGCACUCUUUCCGAGCUGUCCGUGCCUUGCUGAGCAAACAGGACGGGAGCCAGGCCACCCUGGGCCACUGUGAGAAGGCCAGCAGCUGCCUGCGGGAGAGCCUGGAGCUGGGCAGCCCCCCCAAGGGCACCAUCGACAAGGCGGUCCAGCUCCUGCUCUGCGACCUGCUGCUGGUCACCCGCACCAACCUGUGGCAGCAGCAGAUGGGGGCGAGCCAGCAGCGCAGCUGCCUCUACCAGGCCUCCGCCCUGGAGCUCCGCGGCUUCCAGCAGGACCUCAGCAGCCUGCGGCGCCUGGCACAGACCCUGCGCCCCGCCAUGCGCCGGGUGUUCCUGCACGAAGCCACUGCGAGGCUGAUGGCCCGGGCCAGUCCCACACGCACCCACCAGCUGCUGGACCGCAGCCUGCGCAGGAGAGGGGUGCAGGGCAGCAAAACAGCUGGCGAGCCAGAAAGCCACCCCAGCCCGCGGGAACAGGCCGAGGCGCUGCUGCUGGCCUGCUGCUACCUCCCACCCAGCUUCCUGGCGGGCCCGGGCCAGCGCGUGGGCAUGCUGGCCGAGGCCGCCCGCACGCUGGACAAGCUGGGCGACCGCCGGACGCUGCACGACUGCCAGCAGAUGAUCAUCAAGCUGGGCAGCGGCACCACCGUCACGUCGGGAUAG
Molecule: messenger RNA, 3503 nt
Organism: Lonchura striata (white-rumped munia)
Lineage: Eukaryota; Metazoa; Chordata; Aves; Passeriformes; Estrildidae
Gene: SREBF1
Product: sterol regulatory element binding transcription factor 1
Biological process (GO): regulation of transcription by RNA polymerase II
Cellular component (GO): nucleus
Molecular function (GO): protein dimerization activity; DNA-binding transcription factor activity, RNA polymerase II-specific; RNA polymerase II cis-regulatory region sequence-specific DNA binding
Source: RefSeq, a predicted model, not a curated record